CCCGGCUCCGCUCCGCCCGCCCGGGGCGCCGGGCCAGCGCUGAGCUCCGGGCCCAGCCCUGCUGGAAACCUCCGCCCGCGGGAAAGGAGGGGGAGCCCGGGGGAGGCAGGCAAGGAGGCGGGGGAGCGCGGCCCCGAGGCGGGAGUGGCCCUGCGCGGUGCGGGGAGGCCGGGCCAGCUCCGGGAACCGCUGCUCCGCGGGGAAUUUUCCCCUUGGCCCCCGCCUGGGCCCCUCUUAUCCCGGGCGGCCGCGAUGGACUCUGGCAGCGAGACUCACGAACUCAACGGGACGGCGGAGGGCGCGGAGUCGGCGGCCGAGGAGCAGCACAGAAGGUGGCAGUGGUUCCAAAGGAACAGACCCAUCAACAUCAACCACUACGCCAACAAGAAGAGCGCGGCUGAGAGCAUGCUGGACAUUGCCCUGCUGAUGGCCAAUGCCUCCCAGCUCAAAGCUGUCAUGGAGCAAGGGCCCUCCUUUUCCUUCUACAUCCCGCUGAUCAUUCUCAUCAGUCUGUCACUCACCCUGCAAGUUAUGGUGGGAGUGCUCCUGAUAUUCCUUGUAAAAUAUGACCUUAACAACCCUGCAAAGCAUGGAAAGCUGAAUUUCCUCAACAACCUUGCAACUGGACUGGUAUUCAUUAUAGUAGUCGUUAAUAUUUUUAUCACUGCCUUUGGAGUGCAGAAACCAGUUGCUGAGCCAGCAUCAAGACAGUAAGGACCAGGUGAGUGUGAUCUCCUGCAACAUGAGUAUGGCAUUCAGGAAUGCAGGGCACACUGGGGCAUUUUAGAAACAGCCACAGGCUGAUCUGUACUGUUCAAGUUCUUGCAGAUACCUGAGCUCACUUCCCAUUAGUGCAAAAGCAGAAGCUGCUGGGAACUGGUAAGUUAUUACAAUGUGUUUGCGAAUAUGGAGUUCAAAAGUUGAUGUCAGCACAUGUGUCACCCGUAGGAAGUGUAAGAAUUGUCCUGGCCUAGCUACUCCUUUUCCUUGCUGCUGACUGAGACAAUAAGGGAAAUAAUGUUGUUCUGCUUUCUCCAAAUGCCUCUGCUUUUUUUAAGGAAGGUUUGCAUCCAGCCUGUUACUUAACACUGAAGACAGUCUUGUUUCCAAGUAGCUAGGGCUGUUAAAUCUGACAUGUAACACUGCACAUGCUGGAGCCUCUGAAUUCCUAUGCUGGCUCCAGAUCGUGUGGCUCCUCUGUCCUCCACAGGGUAGGGCUUUGCUCUGUGGGAGUCUCAGCACUUCAGAUGUGGCCAUUUAGGACAGUGUUGUUGCUCUUACUUGCACUUGCAGCUUUGUUCUUUAUUUAUACAGAAGGAUAAAUAUUGGAAUUGUGGGGAUCAAACUGGGUAUCUUCCUAGCAUCAUAGCUAUGAUGAGCAGUUUGGGAGGAGAUAAACCUAAAUUAUAGGCUUGUAAUGCAAGAAGCACCAUGAUCAGCAUCUGCCUUUAAAAUAGUACUGCUAAGUCUGUGCAUGCCAACAUUGCUCUGGCACUUGGUCUCCGAGAUCUCAGCCCAGGGUCAGAGACCUGCUGAAGAAGGAAUGACUGGGCUGACAGGCCAUGGUUGCACUCUGUACUACACAGACAGCCCGUGCAAGUAACAUUACUGCUUUGUGCAAACUUCUACAGGAAACCCUUUCUCCAUGAAAAAGAAGAUAAAAGGCCUUUAAACCAUUAAUCUGCAACAAGAAUGGGAAUCAACCCAAAAUUUAUCAUAAGUCAAAACAGCAUGGGAGCAAAUCAGUGUAAAAGAAUACCAGGAAAAUGAAAAACUGCAGUAAUUUAUAUGAGGGUGUGGCUGUAAUUUUCUGCUUUAACAAAAAUCUGUGAAAUUCUGGCAGUGAAACAAGAUACUUUUAAUGCAUUUUCUGGUCACAGUCACUACAAACAGACUUAUACAUAUUUAAUUUUAACAGCAAAGAGCACAUAGAUUAUCUGAGCUAUUAUCCAAAAUGCAGGUAGAAUGUUGACUUCAGCAGUAUAUGUUAAAGCAGUACUGAAGCACUAACCCCAAAAUUACACUGGCAAAAUCUAGAGAGCUGCAUGAAGGAUUAUUGGAAUUUUAGCAGCCUUCAUGGGACGAAACACACAAUAUCGGGGGCAGAGGUAGAGACAAGGGUGUGAAAUAGGCAUGAGGAAGCUCAGAACAGAACCAGCAGCUGUGGGCUCCUGCCUCCAUGAUUUCACACAUGUAGUUUCUUAAUUAAACUACCAAAUGUGGUGUCCAGAACCUAUUUUUGCUGCAGACUUGUUAAAUGUGAAAGUUCUGUGUUGCUUUGGAACAUUAAAGCUGUUGUUUGCUCAUUUGUACCCAUUGCCCUUGCUAAAAACAUCUGAUCAUCUGCAUGUAACCUGAAAAUUAAGUGGUUUUCAGUCUGUUGCCACAGUCUCCUCAAACCCCUGAGAGAAGUGGGUGGCCACUAUGUCCUGGCUUCACCUUUACUAUUAGGCACCCUUUUGCACAGAAAAUUUAAUUCCCCCUUUAAAGCAAAUGUGUCAUUCACAAUAAUUCCUGUAUCACUAAAAUAUCAAUGUCUUUGUGUUUCAGAGACCUGGAGUAUUCAUUUUAGAUGCCAUUUGCAGUUGAGCCAAUUACACUGGACACGGUGGGGAAAGAAAAAUUAUUUUAAGAUGCUGGACACACCAAGCAGCUUUCUCAAGCUUCCAACACACUUGUAUACCUGAAAUUUUCCCAUGUGUUAUUUAAACUAAGAAAAGGUUAGCUUUUCCCCAAGGAUGCUGUUUUUCUGGAAUAUUGGCAUUUCAAUUUCUGAAGAAACUUUUUUUUUUUAUCAGAGAAGUAGCAUAAAUUCAUGAAACAAGGAAAUAUCAUCUAGUAGCAUUUCACAGGACUUCUUUUUGCAUGCCUUUGGUAUUUGUGGCAAUUUGUCAUUUCCAUGAUGGUAAGAAAUGUCAGGCCUUUGAUUCUGGCAUGGUCACAUUGUCCUUUAUUUCACAGCUUGGCACCAAACCCAUGUACUCUGUAGCCCAGCAGGGCUCUUCGGUUGCAGUGUAUAAAGGUAGCUGUGCUUUUGCACAGCUUUUUGUUUGCUUUUUUUUCCACUCGAGCUAAAGGAAAGAUGAGACAAACAGAAAUAAGCAGCAUUCUUUUGUCUAGCUUUGUUCACAGGUAAUCAUUUGUAUUGUUUCUUCUGUACACACUUAAAAUUUUCUGUCCUUCAUGCACAGACACAAAUAACCUAACUUAAUGGUUUCUUACCAUGAACUGCUAUUCUGUGUCUUCUGUGCAUUAUGUUUAUUUGUUUGAGUCAUAGAGUAGUUCGGAUUCAAGGGACCUUUAAAGGUCAUCUUAUUCUACCCCCUGCCCUGGGCAGGGACACCUUCCACUGUCCCAGGCUGCUCCCAGCCCCAUCCAACCUGGCCUUGGGCACUGCCAGGGAUCCAGGGGCAGCCACAGCUGCUCUGGGCACCCUGUGCCAGGACCUCACCACCUUUAUUGUAAAAGGUUCUUUCUUAUAUCAGAUUUCUGGAAACUGUAUUAGAAGUGCCAGCUUUUCUAGGCUCAACUGGUAAACUAGAGGAUCCAGGGUAAACUUUAUCCGUUAAAUUAGUACCAAGUGCCUGUCAGCAGCAAUUCAAACGGCAAAAUGAACUGAGUUUUUCUCUCUAGUUUCCUCUCUCUCUUCCCAUCGAUUGCUGCAGUUUUAUUUCUUUUAUGAGUUUAUGGCUAAAACAAAAUAAAUGUUUAAGUUUUUAUUUUUAAAUAUAUAUAUAGAGUUAAAAAUAUUUUCUAGUUUCUUACCUGCUGGCUCAGGGGCUUACACUUUUGUAAAUACACUAUUGCUAAUAAUGAUGUAAGUUACAAGAAUUUCUUCAGCAAAAACAUUUUAGUCAUUUUAUUUCCAAAGUACCAUACCUGCAGUCAGAAGAAUCUGGAUUUUCUAGGUUGCACUUAUAUGUAGAUGCAAGAUGCAGAUUUGUAUGAAUCAAUUUUCUUGGCAUCAGUUUUCAAAAGCUCCUUUGUACAUAAGCAUAGAAGAUUGACUUCAUGUGUCUCAUCUCAUUUACAGGUUUUAUUACUGACCUUUCUCUUUGGUUAUGUCUCAAAGCCUAUUGGUGUACCAGACUUUAAUGUAUAUGUUCUGUAAGAAACAAAUCAAACUCGUGUGAUUAGUAAUGGAAUAGACAUUCUUUUUUAUUUUCUAAUUGUCUUUUGUUACUUCAUUUCUAUUGUAACAUGUACUUAACCACUAUCCAGCAGGCAGUGGUUUAAUUUUGAAGGCUGUACUAAUGUAAACAUAACUCAGAACAAGUUCUGAAUGAGGCACGUAGGACAACUUUCUUCCUGUAUUUAUUUUUCAAAAACCACCAACUGUAGGACUCUUCAUGCCCACUCGUGGCUGUCACACUUCUGAUGCUGCUUCCCAUGUCUUUUAUUGUGAUUAAGUAAGAUUUGCAAAACAUUUUCAGACAUAAAAUCUGUAUUUUAAGUCUUUGAAGCCUUCAGAGUUGAUGUAUUUUUUAGCAGACAGAAGCAUCUGCAAGUUGGUUUCAAGUAUAAAUAAUUUAAUCACAGGAUUAUUAUUCUUUUAAGUCAGGUGCUGCUUUAAAAUUUGGGCAAGUAUCUCAGAGGGGCAGCAAACAAAUACAUGUGUUUGACUCAU
This is a messenger RNA of Lonchura striata (white-rumped munia), 4627 nucleotides long. RefSeq names its product ninjurin 1 (gene NINJ1). Gene Ontology annotation, biological process: tissue regeneration; cell adhesion. The record is from RefSeq and is a predicted model, not a curated record. Gene Ontology annotation, cellular component: membrane. Lineage: Eukaryota; Metazoa; Chordata; Aves; Passeriformes; Estrildidae.